CCCAGUGUAAGGACCAAAGUUUAGCAUAUAAUUUGGUGCUCUGGAAUUAUACACUGAAAAACUAUGUUUUAAUGAUGAUCUAAGGAACUUUUGGGAUUAAGAGAGGACAUCUUGAGUGUUGUAUGUGUUUCAGAGGGAGAUGGCUGUUCAGGCUGCCACCAUGAACUCACAGUUCCUAAAUUUCUGUUUCCCUGGUUCGGUUAUGGAGUACGAGGUGGAGAAGGGUCUGGAUGGCGCAUUCCUGGGUGAAGUGGACUGUGAGGGUGACUUCAGGGAGGCGACCAGUGACUUGCUCAGCUUCAUUGACUCUGCUUCCAGUAACAUCAAACUGGCCCUGGAUAAGCCAGUCAAGUCCAAGAGGAAAGUCAACCACCGCAAAUAUCUACAGAAACAGAUCAAGAGAUGCACAGGAAUCAUGGGACUGGGGAAUGGAACACCUCAGGAGGCUUAUAAAAGUCAUGACUCCACCUCAACUCCAACUAGCAUCAUUCAGAACAAAACACCCAAGCGGGACGGAGCUCAGGCCAACCUGCAGAGCAAAAGUCUGGCUGCUCUCUUCAACCAUGCCAAGGAUUUGCGGGGGGAGAAGACAAAAAAGCCUCCACUGCGACACCGAAACCUGCCAUCAUCCUUCUUCACAGAGCCAGCCAACAAUGCCAGAGUUACAUCCACUUCCGGCAUGUCCCUCAAAGAUCUUGAGCGGGGAAAUCCAGAUGCAACAGAGUUCUUUGAGCUCCUGGGACCUGACUACAGCAACAUGGUCUCUGAGCAGGAGCUCUUCCACACUAUGCCCAACAGGGUUCAACAGCAGGGAACCGUAGGACUGGAACCAAUCUCUUUUGACUCCCACAAUUUUGUGACAGGUGGUUUUCUGUAUACAGAACCAUGGGCCACAAGUAGUGGGGUGUCCAAAAAAACAGGGGACAUAAAGACAGUUCCAGGGCAGUCAUCUCUAUAUGGGAACACAGACUCAUCUUGCCCAGUGCCUAUAGAGCAGAACUCUACAUGUUCACUGACCUUUCCAAACCUCUUUACAGACUGCUCUGUUUCCCAGGUCCCAUAUGAUCUGGCCAGUGGAUACAGCCGAGGUAGUUUUCCAUCUCUUUAAGUGAAGCAGCUUUUUCACUAUCUGAAAUAACAUUUUGAAUAAAAAAGCUGCAAACGAGCAAUCUUUAACUAUGCAUCUAUAUGAUGAUUAAUCAGAAUGAACAUUUUGGACCAACUUAUCUGGUGAAAUUUUUGGCUCAGCCAGUGCAGAGGGAUAAUCUUGCUGCUUACUUGAUGUCAGGGACUUUUACAACAAUCUCUAAAAGCUUAAUGUUCAUUAGGACUUGGAAGUUAUAUCACCCCUUAGAUAUGAUAUUGGUGCAGGAGUUGAUUAAUAAUUUUUCAAAAUGUUUUAAUAUGCUUUUUCAUAGAGAUGAAGUCACCGUGGAUAAGGUGAGGGAUUAUUUUUAGAAUAUUAUCUCAGGGUGUCAUUUCACUUGUUUCCACACAUUAAAAAAUAACUAUAUGAUACUAUCAUGAUGAUACUAUAUGAUACUAUCAUGAUGAUACUAUAUGAUACUAUAAUGAUGAUACUAUAUGAUACUAUAAUGAUGAUACUAUAUGAUACUAUCAUGUAGUCUCAAAAGAAAAGACAAAGCCAAUUUUUAAAGGAACAUAAUCAGUUUUAACUGUUACAAUUUAUUAGAAAUAAAGACUACAGGAAUUGUGAUUAGAAAAUUAUGUUUUUCAAUUUGACAUAUGGAAAUAAAGUCAUAUUUUAUAGAGCAAUUUGGCGCUUUCAUAUUCAGAAAGAUGAUUGGCAUCCUCACACUUUUCUCAUUAAAUCUGUCAGUAGUAGAUUGUACUGUUAUUUAAAAGGCUUGCUUAAUAGCAUGUGCUCUUGGCUCUCUGUAGUACUGAGUUAUAUUAUUAAGAGAAUAUGGUAUGUGGAGUAUAUAUUCCUUUAAAUUUGGAAUAAAAGCAAACCGUUACUAAAACAGCGGAAGGAAAGCUUCAUCGACGGGGACUACAAAGUGAAUCUUGGAUUAUCACUACAGUCUAACUUUGGUUUAGGAUAGAAAAUGUGAGUAGAUCUUGGAUAUUUCAAAUUACAGUAGAAAACAGUGAGUCCAAAUUAUAACUCAUUUUAAUGGGUAGUGAAAUAUAGUGAUAUAGUUCUUUAUAUGGCAGGUGCCUUGAAUGGAUUUGGAACAUAUAAACUGUUGAAAGCACUGACACCUUGGUUUAUUAUAAAUAACCUCAAACUGUCAACAGAAGCAACACUCAAAUAGUUAAAGCAUUGUGUUUUAGGUUCUUACACUUGACUGCUCUCUUGCUACAUUUCACUUCACCUGAUGUGAGCAGAAGGAGCAAUAUGUUUGUCGACAUGACAGUAAAGUGAAGAAAGUGUAAAAAUUCUGCUUGUUCAGAAUAUAAAAAGGCACAAUAAAGCUGGUC
Molecule: messenger RNA, 2445 nt
Organism: Ictalurus furcatus (blue catfish)
Lineage: Eukaryota; Metazoa; Chordata; Actinopteri; Siluriformes; Ictaluridae
Product: protein FAM181B
Exons: 1
Coding region: 140-1108 (322 amino acids)
Source: RefSeq, a predicted model, not a curated record